AUGGGUGUGGUUAUGGGCGGUGUCUCAUUAAAAUGGCGGUCGUUGGUGAAGGUUUAUUUCUUGAUUCUGUGAAAGACGAAGUAGCUGAAGAAGAUCCAGUGGCAGUUCUAAAGGACUAUUUUAAAUUCAGAUACACUGAGAAUGACCACGAGUACUUGAAAUGUAGGAAUAGGCGCAAAAUGAUGUAUCAGGUACCUGUUAUCAGUCCUUGGCCUCCUCCUCUAGUAAGAAACAGGAGACCAAGAGGUAGAUAUAAGGAUCAUCGUCAUAGGGAGAAGGAUAGGUAUGGGUCGGACAGGUCUCAUCAUAGAUCACUUGUAUCGUCUCAUGAAAGAUAUAAUGACUGGAGUCCACCACGCUAUCAUAGGUCAUAUCGAUAUCGCAGUCGCUCACCAGGUUCUCCUCAGCAUUCGCCUCCUACCUCUCACCUUUCUCAUUCUUAUGAUCAUGAUCAGUUUAGAUCGUCACAAGAAGAUGAACUACUCUCAUCCCAAGAACAGCAUCAAAGAAAGAAGGAAGAGGAGCAUCAAAGAGAAAAGGCAGAGUAUCAAAGAGAGAAGGUAGAGCAUCAAAGAGAAAAGGAAGAGCAGCCAUUAGCUGAGAGGCCACAGGAGAGGGAGGAAGAGAAAGGCACUGAGAGUAAACCAGCUCCAGCCAUUUCUAAUUAUUUUGAUAGUCUAAUGCUGAAUAUGAGAGAGAGCCCAGAGAAACUGACAGAUAGUGAUUUUCAGGAUAUACUCAUUAAUGCCAGCUCAGGCAGCAGCAAACCAGUUUUGCCACUUAAGAGGCAAAAGAAAGAAAAGAAGGAGCCUGCUAAGAAACAGCAACCACAAGAAAAAGCAAGUACUACAGAGACUUCUACUGCUAAGAGAAAGGUGCAGCCUGAUGGACUUCUUGUUAGUCACGGAAACACAAAAUCAGUCACUGCAUCAAUAUUACGGGAUGGAUUAAGCGCUAAUAAAACGAUGGCUCUUCCACAAAGGAAUAAGAAAAAAAGGACGAGAGUAAUUAGUAAUAUCAGUGAUGAAGAGGACGAUGAGAUUAUUGAUCCAGUGCAAGUUAACAAUGACACAAUGCAAUUGAGCACUCGUUUGAGGCAGGAGGCCACUGAUAGUGCUCAUGGUGGGAUUGGAGGAAAAGUUAAAGUGGAAGAAGGACAGCCAGGACUGAAAAGUGCCUUUUACAACCAGCCAGAAGCAUUUACUGUCCAUAUCAAUCUAAAGCAUGUUAAUUUGAAUAGCAAAACGGAGUCAUUUAAUCAUACCGAGACUCAACCUGUCUCUCCUACUGUUUCCCCAUCAACUGCUCCUUGCAUGUACUCCAGUGCUGUUACACUAGAUGAUUCCAAUAAACAUGUUGUCUUGCGUCUCUCAAAGCCAGUGGAAUCUGAAACUGAUGUCUUAAGCGCAAAGAAAAGUCACAAAUCAAAGAAAAAGAAGAAAAGUAAAGAACAUUAAAUAUCUGGUUGAAGUAGCAACUCUUAUUAUCAUUUGUCAUCAAAACGUUUAUACAGUAUGUACAAUGUAUCAUUAAUCAAAUCUAAUUUCUAAAAUAAUUUGUUAUGAAUGCAUUAAUUAAUCAUUGUCUGUGUGCAUGGUUUUUAUUCACUCUGGGAUUGAAUAUCCCUCUGUAACCUUAUCUUACACUCUUUCUUGUUGAUUCUGUGUGGACUGUCAUUGAA
Molecule: messenger RNA, 1681 nt
Organism: Amphimedon queenslandica
Lineage: Eukaryota; Metazoa; Porifera; Demospongiae; Haplosclerida; Niphatidae
Product: pre-mRNA-splicing factor cwc25-like
Exons: 4
Coding region: 33-1457 (474 amino acids)
Biological process (GO): RNA 5'-cap (guanine-N7)-methylation
Cellular component (GO): mRNA capping enzyme complex
Molecular function (GO): RNA binding
Source: RefSeq, a predicted model, not a curated record